AGAUCAUCGAUCGCGAUUGUCGGAUCCGACGCUCCGCUCAGUCUGCGUCUAUCUGACGCCGGGCGGAGGGCUGGACCUGAUCGGUCUCUGGGCUUUGCUUGCAGUGCAAGGUUACGACUCAAUAUAACUAGUUUUUAACACCCUAUCAGUUUGUACUGACUUACACACGCAUAUGGAAGCGGAUGCAAUUUAUGACUUCACCGCCAACGCAGAUGAUGAGCUUGGAUUUAAGAAAGGUUCACUUCUAAAAGUUUUAUGUGUAGAAGAUGACCCCAAUUGGUAUUUGACCGAGCAAGAAGGUCGCACUGGAUUAGUUCCCUGUAAUUAUAUCGCCAUGCGCCCCCACGAUUGGUACGUUCGACACUGCAGCCGUUUGGAGGCAGAAGAACGCUUGUUGGAGGUUGACCCCACCACCAACAAGCAUCUACAACCCGAUGGAGCCUUCCUUUUGCGUCAAAGUGAAGCUGGUGGAAAAGGCUUCAGCUUAUCUGUCAAACAGGGCUCCGAAGUGCUGCAUUUUAAAGUCCUCCAAGACGACAACGGGAAAUACUUUUUCUGGUUAUCAAAGUUCGACUCUAUCAAUCAGUUGAUUGAGCAUCACCGAACCACGAGCAUAUCUCGCAAUCGACCACUCCUACUCGUGGAUCGAGUUCCCUCCAAGCUAUACCCCUCCUCUGGACGUGAAAAUGAGAUUGAACGGUGCAUAGCGAAAUUCGACUUCCCUGCCGAAGACCCUGAAGAACUCUCGUUCCACCGCGGAGAUGUUAUCGAGAUAAUCGGUCGCGAGAAUGAGAACUGGUGGCGAGGCCGCAUGCCCGGUGGAAAGUCCGGUCUCUUCCCAUCCAAUUAUGUUGAGCUGUUACCGUCGCUUGGUUGAUCCCCCCAUCGGUUUGUUCAUCCCACCCACCUAGGACAGUGUUUUAAUACACUGUGUGACCAUGUGUUCAAGUCUGUGCCUCGAUCUGGUCGAAACUCUUCCAAUCACACCACUGCCACACUGCUUUCACGAUUCUCUCCAACUCAGUCACUCCCCCCCCGCCCACUGGUUGAGUUCACUCGGGUGCUUACUGCAUACUUUUCUCUGACCAUUGUCAGACAUCAUGAUUCUAAUAUUAUCUUGUUGGUGAGGGUAGAAUGAUUUGCCUCACGUUCAUCUUAUACCCAUGAGUAGUUGUUGUUCCAUCCUUAAUCCGACGCACGCACAUACACACAUGUUCUCUCUAGUGCGUGUACGCAAUAUGUUGUACUCAAUUGUGCCUUGUUCUCCACCGUUUUCUGCCAAUAAUUCACCAUGUUCUCUUCC
Dicrocoelium dendriticum is the source of this 1303-nucleotide messenger RNA. The record is from the annotation of a GenBank genome assembly. Lineage: Eukaryota; Metazoa; Platyhelminthes; Trematoda; Plagiorchiida; Dicrocoeliidae.